This is a messenger RNA of Closterium sp. Naga37s-1, 687 nucleotides long. The record is from the annotation of a GenBank genome assembly. NCBI's taxonomy places the organism in Eukaryota, Viridiplantae, Streptophyta, Zygnematophyceae, Desmidiales, Closteriaceae.
AUGCGUAGGAAUUUCCGAACCAGAGCUUCGGGGGAGACGCCUGCAUCGGGAAGCGGUGGUUCAGAAGGGUCAGUUUCGAAUUCCGAGCCUCAUUCUCCGAGCCUCUGGGCGAAGCUCGGGCAGAGUUUCAAUCUGCAAGGAGUCACGGCUGUGGCGAGCGUGGCCGUUUCGAAUCCGAGCCUCGCCGUGCCGCAUGUGUCCGUGCCUGAUAUCAGGUGGAUUGACUGGAAGGCCGUUCAUGCAGCCGGGUUCAAGGCAGUGGUGUUUGACAAAGAUAACACACUCACACUCCCGUACAAAAUGCAGGUGGAGGAUGGGCUGGUAGCUUCCCUGGAUGUGUGCCGGGAGACAUUCGGAUCCAGAGGCAUUGCCAUCCUGAGCAAUUCUGCAGGGUUGAAGCAGUACGACCCUGACGGCUCCCUGGCAGCAGCAAUGGAGCAGGCCCUGGGGGUGCCUGUGAUUCUUCACACGGAGAAGAAACCUGGUGGAGGAGCAGCAGAGCUGGAAACACAUUUCGGAUGCAGGGCAGAUGAGAUGGUUAUGGUUGGAGAUCGGUGUCUGACAGACAUUGUGUUUGGCAACCGCAACGGGCUUCUCACUGUUUUGACGGCUCCACUUUCUCCAGGGGAAGAUCCCUUAGUUGUCCGGCAGGUGGGUACAUCUCUUUUUGUGGUACGACAAUGGUAG